ACGACUGGAAGGUGAUUGUCAUCUGAACUUGAGGCCUAAAAAAUUUGUGUGUAAUUCUUGAAAAAGCCCGUUUGUCAAUUUGUAUAAUUCACCAUUGAUCCACCAGUUGAGGUCUCUCUCUCUCUCUCUCUUCAACUUCCUCAUUCAUUUCUGUCUUAAGAAACAAACCCACGUCUUUCACGUUUCUUUCUUAUCAAUCUCUGAUUAUAUUACACCAUCCUCAACGAUUUUUUAGAUUUUGAUUUUGCAUAGCACCUAAAAACUCUUCUUUCAAACUUCACUCCUUGUUUGUUUUCCUUAUAUCUGAAAACAACCCUUCAUUCAUUUUGUAGUCAUCUGGGUUUGAAUCAUUCUCUUCUUUUUGCUUUCUAGUGUGAAUUUCUCAUCAUCAAUUGAAGAAUAGGAAAUCCCAUUUGAGGAAUUGGGCAUUUGUUGUGGGAGUUGACCAGUCAGAGAUCUGAAGCUCUGUGGAUUUGGGAGCGAGAAAUGGGGAGCUUGGGGGCGAUUUUGAAACACCCAGAUGACUUUUAUCCACUUUUGAAACUGAAAAUAGCCGCUAGACAUGCGGAGAAGCAGAUCCCACCUGAGCCUCAUUGGGGAUUCUGCUAUACCAUGCUGCAUAAGGUCUCAAGAAGUUUUGCACUCGUUAUUCAGCAGCUUAAGCCCGAGCUUCGCAAUGCUGUGUGCAUAUUUUAUCUUGUUCUGCGAGCCCUCGACACUGUUGAGGAUGAUACAAGCAUACAAACAGACAUUAAAGUGCCCAUUCUGAAAGCUUUUCACUGUCACAUAUAUAACCGUGAUUGGCACUUUUCAUGUGGCACAAAGGACUAUAAAGUUCUGAUGGAUGAGUUUCAUCACGUUUCAACUGCGUUUCUAGAACUUGGGAAAGGGUACCAGGAAGCGAUUGAGGAUAUCACAAAAAGAAUGGGUGCAGGAAUGGCUAAAUUCAUUUGCAAAGAGGUAGAGACGGUUGAUGAUUAUGAUGAAUAUUGCCACUACGUAGCGGGACUUGUCGGACUAGGUUUAUCUAAGCUGUUCCAUGCUGCGGAGUUGGAGGAUUUGGCACCUGAUUCUCUUUCAAAUUCUAUGGGAUUGUUUCUCCAGAAAACCAACAUUAUCCGAGAUUACUUGGAGGACAUUAAUGAGAUUCCAAAGUCCCGGAUGUUUUGGCCUCGUGAGAUUUGGGGCAAAUAUGCUGAUAAAUUAGAGGAUUUUAAAUAUGAGGAGAAUUCAGUCAAGGCCGUGCAAUGCCUCAAUGAUUUGGUCACUAAUGCUUUGAACCAUGUGGAGGAUUGUCUGAAAUACAUGUCCAACUUAAGAGAUCUUUCCAUAUUUCGGUUUUGUGCUAUUCCUCAGAUUAUGGCAAUUGGAACUCUAGCAUUAUGCUACAAUAACGUAGAAGUCUUCAGAGGGGUGGUUAAAAUGCGCCGGGGUCUUACUGCAAAGGUCAUUGAUCGAACGAAAACAAUGGCUGACGUCUAUGGAGCUUUCUUUGAUUUUUCUGUUAUGCUGAAGGCUAAGGUCAACAGCAAUGAUCCUAAUGCUUCUAAAACCCUGAGCAGAAUCGAGGCAAUACAGAAAACCUGCAAGCAGUCGGGAAUCUUGAACAGGAGGAAAUUGUAUGUAGUCAGAAGUGAGCCAAUGUUCAAUCCAGCUGUGAUUGUUAUACUUUUCAGCCUAUUAUGCAUCAUUCUUGCUUAUCUCUCUGCCAAGCGAUUACCAGCCAACCAAUCUGUAUGAGCGUCAAACUCUAGUAAGGUUAGGUUCGUACCGACGGGAUCAAAGGAAAACAAUCAAACACUGUCUAGUCAUUCAUGCUUCUAACUUUGUUCUCUUGGAAUGCAGUAUAUGAAUUCCAACAGAACACACCGCAAAUGUGCACGUUAUGGUUAAGUUUCUGGCUCCAUUAUCUUUCUUAGAGCUUUGUUUAAGUAUUACAAUGGGUGAUAGUUACUGUUUGUUUAGUACAGAGCAGGAAACAAGUGAAAUCCUGUAACCUUCUAAUGGUUGUAGUGAGAAAUACAUGAAAAUAAGCUUGUUAUAUUCAUCUUUUUUCAAUCUUAUAAUAAGGAAUUAAGUCUUUGAUUUAAAA
Cucumis sativus (cucumber) is the source of this 2092-nucleotide messenger RNA. RefSeq names its product squalene synthase 12. Gene Ontology annotation, molecular function: squalene synthase [NAD(P)H] activity. Lineage: Eukaryota; Viridiplantae; Streptophyta; Magnoliopsida; Cucurbitales; Cucurbitaceae. Bases 487 to 1740 code for a protein of 417 amino acids. The transcript has 13 exons. The record is from RefSeq and is a predicted model, not a curated record. Gene Ontology annotation, cellular component: endoplasmic reticulum membrane. Gene Ontology annotation, biological process: farnesyl diphosphate metabolic process; lipid biosynthetic process.